Sorex araneus (European shrew) is the source of this 2911-nucleotide messenger RNA. It is a transcript of the gene SLC33A1, whose product is annotated as solute carrier family 33 member 1. Gene Ontology annotation, molecular function: acetyl-CoA transmembrane transporter activity. NCBI's taxonomy places the organism in Eukaryota, Metazoa, Chordata, Mammalia, Eulipotyphla, Soricidae. Gene Ontology annotation, cellular component: membrane. The record is from RefSeq and is a predicted model, not a curated record. Bases 1 to 1563 code for a protein of 520 amino acids. The transcript has 6 exons.
AUGCCCCCCGCCGCGCCCGGCCCCGAGCGCAGCCGGCAGCGGCGGCCCGGCCCGGCCGGCCCCGGGUCCGAGCCGCCGGGCUGGGCGCCGGGCGAGGCGGCGCGCGCGGGCGGCUGCCGCGCCGAGCUGGGCAGCGUGCUGCUGCUGCUGGCGCUGUACGUGUUGCAGGGCAUCCCGCUGGGGCUGGCGGGCAGCGUGCCGCUCAUCCUGCAGGGCCGCGGCGUCAGCUACACCGACCAGGCCUUCUUCAGCCUCGUCUUCUGGCCCUUCAGCCUCAAGCUGCUCUGGGCGCCGCUCGUGGACGCCGUGUACGUGCGCGGCUUCGGCCGCCGCAAGUCGUGGCUCGUGCCUACGCAGUACGUGCUGGGGCUCUUCAUGCUCUACCUGUCCACGCAGGUGGACCGCCUGCUGGGCGCGGGCGGCGGCGCGCCCGAUGUGCCCGCGCUCACCGCCACCUUCUUCCUCUUCGAGUUCCUGGCCGCCACGCAGGACAUCGCCGUGGACGGCUGGGCGCUGACCAUGCUGUCGCGCGAGAACGUGGGCUACGCGUCCACCUGCAACUCUGUGGGCCAGACGGCCGGCUACUUCCUGGGCAACGUGCUCUUCCUGGCGCUCGAGUCGCCCGACUUCUGCAACAAGUACCUGCGCUUCCAGCCGCAGCCGCGGGGCCUCGUGACCCUCUCAGAUUUCCUUUUCUUCUGGGGAACUGUGUUUUUAAUAACAACGACACUAGUUGCCCUUCUGAAGAAAGAGAACAAAGAAGUAUUAGUAGGAAAAGAAGAGACACAGGGCAUCACAGACACUUACAAGCUGCUCUUUGCAAUCAUAAAAAUGCCAGCAGUUCUGACGUUCUGUCUCCUGAUUCUGACGGCGAAGAUCGGCUUCUCCGCUGCAGACGCAGUGACAGGCCUGAAGCUCGUGGAGGAGGGCGUCCCCAAGGAGCACUUGGCCCUGCUGGCCGUGCCCAUGGUGCCUCUGCAGAUCAUCCUGCCCCUGAUCAUCAGCAAGUACACGGCCGGCCCCCAGCCCCUGAACAUCUUCUACAAAGCCAUGCCCUACAGGUUGCUGCUUGGGUUGGAGUACGCUCUGCUGGUCUGGUGGACCCCGAAAGUAGCGCACCAAGGGGGCUUCCCUGUCUACUACUACGUCGUGGUGGUGCUGAGCUACGCCCUGCACCAGGUCACGCUCUACAGCAUGUACGUGUCCAUCAUGGCCUUCAAUGCCAAGGUCAGCGACCCACUCAUCGGGGGCACGUACAUGACUCUCCUCAACACUGUAUCCAACCUGGGCGGGAACUGGCCGUCCACGGUCGCUCUGUGGCUGGUGGACCCCCUCACGGUGAAGGAGUGUGCGGGCGCCUCCACCCAGAACUGCCGGACGCCAGAGGCGGCAGAGUUUUGCAAGAAACUUGGUGGUACUUGCGUGACGGCCCUGGAUGGCUACUAUGUGGAGUCCAUUAUUUGUGUUUUGAUUGGAUUUGCUUGGUGGUUCUUUCUGGGGCCCAAAUUUAAAAAGUUACAGGAUGAGGGACCAUCUUCAUGGAAGUGCAGAAGGAGCAAUUAGUUCUUUCACUACUGGACAUUCUAGAAAGGUAACUGUAGCUUCACCUUAAUUCAGAGAGCUAUGAUAAUCAGCACAUAGGAGCAUAAAACACUCAAGCAAGGAAACGGUUUCUAUGAAACGCCCAGUGGUUGCAAUAGACCCUCUGCAUCCCUUGCCACCACCUCCUGGUCCCUCUACUCUGAGCUCACUAGGGCCGGACAGCUGCUUCACAGCCAGGCAUUCCUCUGGGGCCUUGCCCUCCCAGUGGCUGGCCCGGCCUUCCAUUCCCCCGGGGACUCGCACCUCCAGGCCUCAGCAUGGUGGUGCGUGGUGAGUUUUAGUGGGUUCUGAGACCAGGGAGGUUGCUGCAGCUGGCCUGCGCCCACCCGUCAGAGCUGGAUGUCCACGGAGCAGCGGCACGGUCUGCCUGACCUUUGGGCAGCGGCAGUUUAUUCUUUCCAGUUGCAAAGAAUUUGUGGGGAAGAGGCUGGAAACCACUGGAAUGCCAUACCGGGUGUUAUUUUUCUGACAUGGCCACAUUGCCCUUUUGAAUCUGUGUUAAAAAUACUAUUUUAAAUGUAUUCCUGCUUUUUUUAAGCAUUGAAGAUUUAUAAGAAGAUAAUUUAAACUAUUUUUUAUAAAAUGAAGCUAUGAUUUUAAGUUAAAUAUUGAGGCCCUGCCCCCUGCUUCUCCGAAGGUGUGAGUCCUUGUGAGUCCCCACAGCCCACUCGUGUUCACGGUGUGCCAGGCACACCCUCUCGAGGCGGCGGGGAAAUAAAGACCUGUUUUCUUCAUGUACUGUUUCUUUUUAUACUCCUGAGAUGAAACCACCUCAGCGCUUCCCAGUCUCAGGUGCCGCGAUCCAAGUGCAAAUUAUGAUUUAAAACCAGCUUCACGGAGAAGGCCGUGCCUUCAGGGGGUGCCGGGCGGAGGGGGUUCCCCCGUGUAGCACUUUACGGGUGAGAAGGCUGCUCCUCUGUGCCAAGUCCCCCUUACCAGACGGCUGCGGACCAGCUGCCGCACCCCUGCCAGCUGCGCGUCAGCGGAAACCCUCGGGGAGUGGGGCAGGGCCCAUCUCCCCGACCCUCUGGGAGUGGGGCAGGGCCGGUCUCCCCGGACCCUCCCGGAGUGGGGCAGGGCCCGUCUCCCCAGACUCUAUGGGAGUGGGGCAGGGCCCGUCUCCCCGGUCCCUCCGGGAGUGGGUAGGGGCCUGUCUCCCCAAAGGCUGCUGGAGUCGUGCCUCCGCGCGUCCCCCGGGCCACUGCCCUGACCCGCACCUGUAACUCCCCGCAGCCGCAGGGCCCCAGCACGCGUGGCCGCUGUCCCGGGAGUCGGAUGUUGACUUGAAUAAAGAGAAAACUCACUUCGU